CUGAGUUUAACUCCGUGUCAGAUUAGAGAAUUGAGUUUUGGAGAAAAGACAACGCAUACAUAUAGUUAGUAGAACUUCAGGUUUUGGCGACACAUCUCGGGUUGGCAUACAUCCCCUGUAUGCACAAAGUUUAGGAGUUGCUUUUGAACGUGAGUUGCGACUGUGGGUGACAUCCAGUCACCACGGACGGCGCUUUAUAAACAGACCCAUUGGAUGCCAGACGCUCAGCCUUGAGAACUGUAGAGAUUCCUGUUGACGGGUACCACUCGUGCUCAGCAUCCCAAACGGAGUUUUCUUGGCAACUUCCAGCUAGUGAACGAUAAUUCUCACAAGCAACGGGUUGAAUUGGUGAAAUAAAUAGCAGAAACUAUGCCCAGCAAAAGCGAAGAUAAUCGGCCAAGACUCUGCCUGCUGGAGAAAGGGGACAAUGGUUAUGGGUUCCAUCUCCACGGUGAGAAGGGUAAGACCGGGCAGUUCAUACGGCUUGUGGAGCCCGACAGUCCGUCUGAAAUUUCUGGGAUUCGCGCGGGGGACCGACUAGUGUUCGUGAACGGGGAGAACGUGGAGAGCGAGAGCCAUCAACAGGUUGUGUCCCGGAUAAGAGCCACGGUGGGCCAGCUCGAGCUCAUUGUUGUCGACCAGGACACUGAGCAACUGUUGAAAAAACACAAGAUGAAGUGUCUCAAAGAAUAUGUCACGGAGCGCAUUCCUUUACCCAGCGACGACGAGUCAGAAAGCGAAGACGUUAAGGAGAACGGGACACCAUGCGGGACACCGAGAGAAUCCACACCCAUCCCGGAAAAUAACGGAGAGCUCCAUGGCCACGUAGAGCUCCAUAGCCAUGUUGAGAAAAAGCUGAGCAUCAACUCUGAGAAGGACGUGCAGAGUGAUCUGAGGCCGCGUCUGUGUGUGAUCAAGAAGGGGCCUCAUGGCUACGGCUUCAACCUGCACAGUGAGAAGGCCAGACCAGGCCAGUACAUCAGAGCAGUGGAUGAGGACUCACCUGCACAGAGGUCAGGCCUGCUGGCCAAGGACAGGAUAGUACAGGUGAAUGGUAUGACAGUGGAGGGGAAGCAGCACUCGGAGGUGGUGGCAGCCAUCAAGUCUGGUGGUGAGGAGACCUCUCUACUGGUUGUGGACACAGACACAGAUGCCUUCUUCAGGAGGUGCAGAGUCGCUCCCACCCCAGAACACAUCACAGGAGCUUUGCCUGAGCCUGUCGUCAACGGAGACAUGGAAAAGACGGUGAAUGGAAAUGGAAAACUGGCCAAAGAGGUGGAGCAGGACUCUAAGCUGUCAAUCAGCCCGUCUCCAAGCAACACCUCUUCCAACGCCUCACUCACAACCCCGCCCACAGAGUUGUCUGAGCCAGUGAUCAUGGGCGCCAUCCCGGGUCUGAACCUGUCCCUGCAGCAGGUCAAGGAGCGUGCUCACCAGAAACGCUCCAACAAGAGGGCCCCGCCCAUGGACUGGAGCAAGAAAAAUGAACUGUUCAGCAACCUGUAGAGCACCUCACCCUGCACACACCCACAUCCAGUAGAAACUCACACACCCACAUCCAGUAGAUACUCACACACCCACAUCCAGUAGAUACUCACACACCCACAUCCAGUAGAUACUCACACACCCACAUCCAGUAGAUACUCACAGAGGUCAGUGAAGGAGAGGGACGGAGAGAGAGAGGGGUUGUUCUAAGCCCCAUGUUUUCUAUGACUCAUUAAAACCAGCAGUUUAACUAUUGGUGAGGGAGAAUACAGGUAUAUGUAUGUAAAAUAUAUACACAGAUAUUUGUAUUAUAUUCCAGAUGCUAUAAAUGAUGUGCUAACAAUAUCUAGAUGAAUAUGCCAAUGUUGGAAAGGAAAAAUCUAGAUCAGAUAAGAAUCUUUGUAUUGUGAUUUGAAAAUCAAUUUUUAAGUAUUCCAUUUCGCGUGUCGAGGUGUGUGUGUGUGUUUUGUACCUGGGUGUGUAUGCCCAGAAGACCCUGGAAGUCCCUGCUGGUCAUAGCCUGGUGCCUGUCAGUAUAGUGGAGUAGGUCUCUCUUAUGGCCAUUCCUCUACACGUUAAUCAGUCAUUGAACCACAUUAAACAAUAUUUUUCUCGCCUUAAACGAGAAUGGGACCAGCCACUUACAUACCUGUCUAGUCUAUCACCUUUCAGGGACCAAAUAGCAAGCCUCUUCACACUUCCAGUCAGAUGCAAAUGUCUUUCAUGUAGCUGAGCUUUGGGUCAGUCGAGCUUCAGGAGAAAUUUGCUUCUGACUGGAAGUGUGCAGAGACUUUUUCAUGUUUGUCCAGUUUUUGCCUUCAGCACCUUCACUAAUCAACUCUGUGUGUGUGGUAGAUUCUGCAAACCUUUUAGGGACCAAAACCCUGAUGAACGACAACCACUGACAGUCAUUCAGUCAUUGGGGAACGAUAUGUUGGUGCAGUGUCCAUCCAUACCAGUCUUACUUCAAUAAAUGUGAAGGCUGAAAACCUUACGUCCAUAGCGUUGCCAUUACCACUGUAUAUUGCGCUACUUUUCAUUUCAGUUUUUUUUAUUGCCAUUGUCAAAAUGCUUUGAGGUUUUUACGUUUACGUAGAUAUACUUAAACAUAAUUUCUUUCUUUAAUAAGAAUAUAAAUUUCUACGCUUCACUAGAUUUUAUGUGUAUGUUCAGUAUUGAGAAUGACAGUGAGAUUCGCUAUUUUGACCUUUGAAUUGUAUGGGGGUGUCAUGCUCUUAAACUGUUCAUGUUAUUUCUAUACUGUAUUAAAUUGUACAUCUCA
This is a messenger RNA of Salmo salar (Atlantic salmon), 2767 nucleotides long. Its product is annotated as Na(+)/H(+) exchange regulatory cofactor NHE-RF1. Gene Ontology annotation, molecular function: protein-membrane adaptor activity; signaling receptor binding. Lineage: Eukaryota; Metazoa; Chordata; Actinopteri; Salmoniformes; Salmonidae. The record is from RefSeq and is a predicted model, not a curated record. Gene Ontology annotation, cellular component: apical plasma membrane. Gene Ontology annotation, biological process: protein localization to plasma membrane.